CCUCCUUCCGAGAGGCUCUACAAGCCCCGUACGGCAUAGCUAUCGUGUCUGUGUUCGCAGAGAUUGGUCAGCCCGUGAACGAAGCCUUUAAAACCAUGGCAACCUUUGCGCAACGGAUAUUGUGGAAAGGCCAGUCAACCCGGGUAGAGACGAUCCCCGCCAAAGCCCUCUUCCCCAACACCAACUAUUACGUCACGUACGAGGGCUCACUCACACAACCCGGAUGUUAUGAGACGGUCACGUGGGUCAUAUUCAACAAGCCCAUAUACAUUUCAAAAGAUAUGCUGACGUCAUUACGGCGCCUUCAACAAGGUAUAAAAGACGACCCAAACAACAUCGUGGCCAACAACAACCGCCCCAUCAUGCCAAUUAACAACAGAGUGGUUCGAACCAAUAUCAACCACCAAGGAACGUGGAUUCUGGUUCAGUUCACUGCCCGGAAUGGCUGCGGUAUUCCUGAUGCGGAACUUGAAUAG
This is a messenger RNA of Haliotis rubra (blacklip abalone), 476 nucleotides long. Its product is annotated as putative carbonic anhydrase-like protein 2. The transcript has 6 exons. Lineage: Eukaryota; Metazoa; Mollusca; Gastropoda; Lepetellida; Haliotidae. Gene Ontology annotation, molecular function: carbonate dehydratase activity; zinc ion binding. The coding region runs from base 96 to 476 and encodes 126 amino acids. The record is from RefSeq and is a predicted model, not a curated record.